Camponotus floridanus (Florida carpenter ant) is the source of this 1294-nucleotide messenger RNA. RefSeq lists its product as uncharacterized. The transcript is spliced from 3 exons. The coding region runs from base 324 to 818 and encodes 164 amino acids. The record is from RefSeq and is a predicted model, not a curated record. Lineage: Eukaryota; Metazoa; Arthropoda; Insecta; Hymenoptera; Formicidae.
AUCUUACAUUUGCGGGUGCGCUGUGGUUGAAGGCCGGAUGUGCGGCUUGCUGAGUUAGUUGUAGUCACGGAGCCGAUCAUUUCACACCUCAAACAGUCGUCUAUGCACCGUCAUUGAAAGCGUGUGAAUUCAAAUUAUCAAUCCAAGCUUGUCGACAAACUCGAGAACUACGCGACCGCAGUGGUGCUUUGCAAAUCAGUCGACGUGCGAUAAGAAAAUGAUAAUAAUCGAGAUACAUAUAUAAUAGAUAAAAAUUUAAUUAUUUUUUAAAGACUAUUAAAUCUACAUAAAUUACACGUUUCCGUCAUAAGUUAUAUAUCGUUAUGUCUCUUUGCAAUCUUAUCUUACUAAUUUCGAUCGUUGGCUUCUCAACAUCAUCGUCGAUAAUCCGACCGCAAAGUUUGUUGAUCAUACGUCUCUUACCGCAAUCGACAAGUCUAGGGGAUAUAGCAGAUAGAUGGAAAAAAGUGCAUCCAGAGCCGAAAGCACCACAAAUACAGAUACAUUUGAUGAAGAGUUACGUCUCAUCGGACGAGAAGUGGGCAUUUAGCAAUGAGUACAAAUAUUCGGGUGAAGAUUACGAUGACGCGGCGAAAGCAACAUCAAUGACAGAUGAGAAGAAAGUUUCGCGAGUUGAAACUGAUGAUAUUGAUACGGGAGAAAAGAAAAAACAAAACAAUGCCAGUGUUCAGGAUGUCGUGAUGCCUGACGAGUUUAUUCCACAAAUUGGAUUUAGAAAUAUUAUAACAGCACCUACAUACUGCCCGGCAGGACAAAGAAUGGAUAACAGGGGACGUUGUAGAACUAUUAUAAUGUGAAAAAAGGAAAAGGAGAAGAUAAAAAGGGUAAUAUUUAAAUAUAAUUGGAUUAUUUUAGUCAUUAAAAUCAAUUUUAGUCAGAUUUUCAGAUUUGUAGUGAGAGAAUUGUAAUGAGAGAAUGAAAAUUAUUUUGUUUUAUUAAUAAAAUACUAAAUACUAUAUGUGCAUUGUUCUACAUUCGAAUAUAUAAUUAAUACAAGGCACGCGUCAUGUAAUUCAUAUAAUUGUAGAAGUUUUCCAAAUUUACUGAAAGUAUGUUCUGAUAUACACGUUUUUCAAAUUUAAUGUGCGCUGUAUUUUGCUACCAUAUUCUGUACAUUUGUAGUGAAAACAAAAUAAAUAAUAUAUAUAUGCAAUGGAGGAGCUCUAUUUACAUCGCUACAGUUUUGAAAUUCAUAUUAUAUGUAUUUUCUUUUAUGAGUUGGCAAAAUAUUAAAUCCUGACAAGUAUAGAAACAUUUUCACAAUAAAAGAAAG